This is a messenger RNA of Equus caballus (horse), 1195 nucleotides long. RefSeq names its product neurotrophin 4 (gene NTF4). Gene Ontology annotation, molecular function: nerve growth factor receptor binding; growth factor activity. Gene Ontology annotation, biological process: peripheral nervous system development; negative regulation of neuron apoptotic process; regulation of neuron differentiation. Gene Ontology annotation, cellular component: extracellular region; synaptic vesicle; dendrite. NCBI's taxonomy places the organism in Eukaryota, Metazoa, Chordata, Mammalia, Perissodactyla, Equidae. The record is from RefSeq and is a predicted model, not a curated record.
CCGCCCCGCCCCGGCCGGGCCCUCCGGAGCGCGAGCCGCGAGGCGCGGGCGUCCCCGCAGCCAGCGAGCAGGAGGAGGAGCCGCCGCCGCGCCAGGGGCAGCCGCGGGAGCCGAGGAGGGCGCCCCAGGUGGCUGCCCCCUCCCUCUCCUGAGAUGUCAGGAAGGAGGGGGCCACCUGUGUCCCCCACAGGGGCCCCCCGGAGCCUGGGGGCCCCCAGCCCCGGAGCUCGGAGGCGGAGGAGGUGCUGACAGGUGCUCAGCGAGAUGCGCCCCCACCCCUCAUGCUCCGUCCCCAUCCUCUUACUUUUCCUCCUCCCCAGUGUCCCCAUGGAGCCCCAUCCCCCACCCUCGCCACUGCCCCCAUUUCCAGCCCCUGAGUGGGACCUCCUGUCCCCUCGUGUAGCCCUGUCCAGGGGCGCUCCCGCGGGCCCCCCUCUGCUCUUCCUGCUGGAGGCCAGGGCCUUUGGGGAGCCAGCGGGCAGCCCAGCCAACCGCAGUCGGCGGGGGGUGAGCGAGACAGCCCCAGCGAGUCGCCGGGGAGAGCUGGCCGUGUGCGACGCAGUCAGCGGCUGGGUGACAGACCGCCGGACGGCCGUGGACCUGCGGGGGCGCGAGGUGGAGGUGCUGGGCGAGGUGCCUGCGGCUGGUGGCAGUCCCCUUCGCCAGUACUUCUUCGAGACCCGCUGCAAGGCUGACAGCGCUGGGGAAGGUGGCCCUGGUGGAGGUGGAGGGGGCUGCCGGGGUGUGGACCGGAGGCACUGGGUGUCUGAGUGUAAGGCCAAGCAGUCCUACGUGCGGGCGUUGACCACUGAUGCCCAGGGCCGUGUGGGCUGGCGAUGGAUUCGAAUUGACACUGCCUGCGUCUGCACUCUCCUCAGCCGGACUGGCAGGGCCUAGGCCCAUGCCCUGGAACUAGGCAGGCAGAGGAGGAAGAGAACUGGAUCCUGAGGGACCGCAGGAGGCACCUGGCUGCUCUGGGCCUCAGUUUGGGAACAUAUCAAAUGGUCACAAAAUCACAGCUCUCUGAUUUUGAGAGCUCAAUCUGGGCAAGACAGGUGAUGAAACCAAAUGGGGUUUUGAAGGAUGAAUAGGAGUUCUCUUGGAUGAACUUGAGGGUAAUGAUGAUGAUAAUAAUAGCCAAUAUUUUCUGAGUGCCUACUGUUUAUCAGCUCUAAUACACAACUUGUCAGAUCAA